This is a messenger RNA of Cyprinodon variegatus (sheepshead minnow), 3146 nucleotides long. It is a transcript of the gene dgke, whose product is annotated as diacylglycerol kinase epsilon. The record is from RefSeq and is a predicted model, not a curated record. Lineage: Eukaryota; Metazoa; Chordata; Actinopteri; Cyprinodontiformes; Cyprinodontidae. The coding region runs from base 593 to 2302 and encodes 569 amino acids. Gene Ontology annotation, molecular function: ATP-dependent diacylglycerol kinase activity. The transcript is spliced from 11 exons.
UGCAUCUUUUUCAGACAUCGGUUAAAGGAGGAAAGUUUUUGAGAGCAGAGAAUGAGAGGGAGCAUUUUGCAUAAAGACAUUUAUGGAUAUAAUAUUUGGCUAUAAUCAUCAAAAGCAUUAUCUAAGAAUUCCACAUUUUUUUAUUGAUAUAUAAACCAAACUGGAUUAUUUGCAAGGAAUUAAAGUCCACAUUUAUAGAUCUAGAUCUGAAGUCGAUCCCAUAGGUUUCUUACUUCUUUACAUUCAUAAAAGAAAUGAUUAAGUCUCCUUAUUUUCACAGACCUCGAAGGAUCCAGUCCACACAGAACGAGGAUACAGCCUUUCAAAAUCGAUGUUUGUAUAAUUUCCCUCAAGAAGUCAGCCUGUACUUCUCGUGUGGAGGAAUUAUCUUGAUGUGCAAAUGCUCUCUUCAGAAGUGACGUCAGGGUGACGUCGUCCUCUUCCUGUUUGUAGUUUUCCUGUCUCCAAACUACAGAGCAGCAUCCUGUUGAUGCCAGAGAACAUGGCCUUAGCGGGAAAACGUCGCUUUUUGGUGACUCUGCGCUUCUCUUGUUAAAAUCCGCCCGUCGCUUGUGUCCGAACCGCGGCCGCCAUGUGCCAGGAGGGGGGCGAGGCGCAGCAGGAGGACUGCGGCUCCAGGGAGGAGUGGACGCUGUUAUUCUGGACCUCUCUGGCCGUCAUCAUCCCGGUCAUCCUGACGCUGUGGUGCAGCGCGCAGCGCUCCAAGAGGAAAACCUACAUCAAGGAGUUCUUCAGGAAGAGCAAACACGGCUGGCAUUACACUGACCUGUUCAAUAAGCCCACCUACUGCUGCGUCUGCUCCCAGCACAUCCUGCACGGAGCUUACUGCGACUGCUGCGGCGUGUGCGCGGAUGAGGAAUGUUUGCAUCGGGCCGACCGGAGCCUCCCCUGCAAAGAGAUCGUGGCUCCGUCCCGACCCGACGGAACCAUGGAGCACAGCUGGGUCCGCGGAAAUGUGCCACUGGCUAGUUACUGUGCUGUGUGCAAACAGCAGUGUGGUACCCAGCCCAAACUGUGCGACCUCAGGUGCGCCUGGUGUCAGACCACAGUCCAUGACGACUGCGUUGAUGGCUUAGCGGAUGGAGACGUGUGUGAUCUGGGCGAAUUCCACAGCCUCAUCAUCCCUCCGCACUACCUCUACCGCGUCAACAAGUUGCGGCGCCGGCAUCCUGAUGAGUUCAGCAAGCUGGGGGCCUCCUGUGGGAGCAGCUGGACUCCUGUAUUGGUUUUGGCCAACACACGAAGCGGCAACAACAUGGGGGAGGCUCUGCUGGGAGAGUUUCGAACCCUUCUCAACCCUGUGCAGGUGUUUGACCUAUCUGAGCUGACUCCUUCCAAAGCCCUCCAGCUGUGCACCUUACUCCCCCCCGGCAGGGUCCGGGUGUUAGUAUGUGGAGGUGAUGGCACUGUGGGCUGGGUCCUGGAUGCAAUUGAUGCAAUGAAGCUCAAGGACCAAGAUCAGUUCAUCCCCAGGGUGACCAUUCUGCCUCUGGGAACAGGAAAUGACCUUUCCAACACUUUAGGCUGGGGAGCUGGGUAUGCUGGAGAGAUCCCCGUGGAGCAGGUUCUCCGUAAUGUUCUGGACGCCGAAGUGGUCAAAAUGGACAGAUGGAAGGUGCAGGUAGCUUCAAAGGGCGUCUACUUUCGAAAACCAAAGGUUCUGUCCAUGAACAACUACUUCUCUGUAGGGCCUGAUGCUCUGAUGGCGCUCAACUUCCACGCUCAUCGCGAGAAAACGCCCUCCUUCUUCUCCAGCCGCAUCAUAAACAAGGCUGUGUAUUUCCUGUAUGGCACCAAAGAUUGUUUAGUGCAGGAGUGUAAGGAUCUGGAUAAGAGGAUUGAGCUGGAGUUGGAUGGGGAGAGAGUGGCACUGCCCAGCCUGGAGGGCAUAAUCGUUUGUAACAUCGGCUACUGGGGAGGAGGCUGCCGGCUUUGGGAUGGUAUGGGAGACGAACCCUGCCCCCCGACUCGGCUGGACGACGGGCUGCUGGAAGUUGUGGGUGUUUUUGGAUCCUUCCACUGUGCUCAGAUACAGGUCAAGUUGGCCAACCCUGUUCGACUGGGACAGGCACACACUGUCAGGCUGGUUCUGAAGAGCUCCACAAUGCCGAUGCAGGUAGACGGGGAGCCUUGGGCUCAGGGACCCUGUACCAUCACCAUCACCCAUAAGACCCAGGCGUUCAUGCUGUACCACAGCGCUGAGCAGACCGAUGAUGAUGACGAGUCCAGCGGCUCUGAGGCGGACAGCCCGGCGCCUUGUGGCUCCUCCAGAACCCCCUAGUUGGCCACUGUGAUCCCAAGCUCCUCGUGUGUUUGUUACUGCCUUUCAGUCUGAUUUCACUGGUCCAUCAUUUGAUCGAGUUGGUCUCUACUUCGUAUGCCCACUCAUUUUUGAGGGAUCGCAUCUGAUCGAUUUUGUGCAAUAGUUAUAUAGUUUUAAAUAUUUCACAUAACUAAAUGAAAAGUCUAGAUUCUUCAAACCCUUAUUUGUUGCAACCCAGAGCUCAGGCGUUUUUACUUUCUGGAGCAGUCAGGACGAGUGAGGAUAUGUUAAAGAAAGCUUUCUGUGUAUUUGCACUGAUCCCUUGUGCCAUAUUGUGCUAUUUAUUCUGCUUUAUUUAAAACGGUUUUCCUUUCAGUAAACCAAAUCUGACAUGUUUCCCAAGUCCUCUAAAAGCCAAAUUUAAACCUUCAGCAGGCCAUGAAGCUGUGAUACAAAGAGUCCUGUUGCCACCAACUCUCAGUGGUUCCUUUAUGAAAGUUUUAUGGUAAAAACUAAACAAAAAAGGUUCAGUAAUCAGUUAAUGCUGAAAUGUUUGCCAAAAGAUUCAUGAAGUUGAAUGAAAAGAAACUUCUGAGACAGCGACCUUUGUCAGGGACUUUUUUUUUUUUUAUUUUUUUUAUUGAUUUUAUGUGAUAGCCCAACACAAAGCAUAACUAGUAAGAGGAACGAUGAUGGUUUUCAUUAAAAAAAUUGCUUAUUGAAUGCAUUUGCAUUCAAUACCACAAGUAUUUUAUAGAAGCAGCAUUUGCAGUCAUUGCAGUUGCUUUUGUUUCUGUCUCUAAUAAUUUUUUCUGAUCUUUAAAAAAAAAAAUAGCUCUGCAUAAGUUCAAUGGGUUUGAAA